Molecule: messenger RNA, 1158 nt
Organism: Arabidopsis lyrata subsp. lyrata
Lineage: Eukaryota; Viridiplantae; Streptophyta; Magnoliopsida; Brassicales; Brassicaceae
Product: thiamine pyrophosphokinase 1
Exons: 5
Coding region: 85-984 (299 amino acids)
Biological process (GO): thiamine metabolic process; thiamine diphosphate biosynthetic process
Molecular function (GO): ATP binding; thiamine diphosphokinase activity; thiamine binding
Source: RefSeq, a predicted model, not a curated record
CAGCAACCAGCAGAGUGAUUGAAUGAAUAAUACAUAAAUAAAAAGGUUAUCAGAAACAAUUCCUUCUUCAUCUUCUUCUCUCCGAUGUCUGCCAUGGAUGUUAUGCUUCACUCUUCAAGCUUUCUCCUCCCUUCGAAUCCCGUCGACGAUACUACAGGGACGAGAUACGCUCUCAUUGUUCUUAACCAGAGUUUACCACGAUUCGCUCCUCUUCUCUGGGAACAUGCAAAACUUCGUCUCUGUGCUGAUGGAGGCGCUAAUCGCAUCUACGACGAAUUACCUCUCUUCUUCCCUCAUGAAGACGCUUUGGCCAUUCGAAACAGGUAUAAGCCGGAUGUUAUCAAGGGAGAUAUGGAUUCUAUUCGGCGUGACGUCCUCGACUUUUAUGUUAACUUGGUAAGCUCUUUGUGUGAUUACAUUUUUAGAAUCAUUGUGUGUGGUGUCUUUGUUAGAUCGAACAUGCUUUCUCUGUUUUUUUCUCUCCAGGGAACUAAAGUUAUAGAUGAAUCUCAAGAUCAAGAUACCACUGAUCUUGAUAAAUGCAUUUUGUAUAUCCGUGACUCUACUUUGAAUCAAGAGAGUUCCAGACUCCAUAUUCUUGCCACUGGAGCACUUGGUGGAAGAUUUGAUCAUGAAGCCGGUAAUAUCAAUGUCUUAUAUCGAUAUCCAGAUACAAGGAUAGUCCUUUUAUCUGAUGAUUGCCUCAUCCAACUCCUUCCAAAGAGUCAUCGACAUGAAAUACAUAUUCAGUCUUCUCUUGAAGGACCUCACUGUGGACUCAUACCCAUUGGAACUCCAUCUGCUAAAACCACAACCUCAGGGCUUAAAUGGGAUCUCGCCAACACUGAGAUGAGAUUUGGUGGGUUGAUAAGUACAUCAAACUUGGUUAAAGAAGAGAAAAUCACAGUCGAAUCGGAUUCGGAUCUUCUCUGGACUAUAUCCAUCAAGAAAACAGGACUUUCCAUAGAAGACCAUACACCUUAGGCGCGGUAACAAAAACACAUUUUAGUUUUAUACGCCACUAUUAUAUUCCUGACGCGUCGAAUUACUUCAACAUUAUUGUGUUGAUUUGUUUUCACUGUACCAGCAAUGAUACCUGUUACCUGUACCAUUACUGUCGUUAUACAUAAGAUUAUUAUUUCUUUGGUUUUGUCAUUU